ACAUGACUCCGGAAGUGUAAACGUUCGGAAGUUGCUAGGAGCUAAAACUUGUUUGUAAAUUUAGGUUGUCUGUGGAUCAUGGCUGUGGACUGGAUCGGGUACAGUUACUCUGUUCUGGUGUCAGUAGGAGGAAUCAUUGGUUAUGUCAAAGCAGGCAGCGUCACCUCUCUGGCUGCAGGGCUCCUGUUUGGCCUGUUGGCUGCAGUCGGUGCUUAUCUGGCAUCUCAGAAUCCCAGGAACGUCUGGCUUUCUCUAGGCACCUCAGGGACUCUGGCUGUGGUGAUGGGACUUAGGUUUCUCACCUCCUGGAAGUUCAUGCCAGCUGGUUUAAUGACUUUAGCCAGUGGACUGAUGCUGGCAAAGAUUGUAACUGGGAUGCUGAAGAAGCCACACACAUCUUGAGAAUACGUAAAUGUAUCUUUCCUAUGUGUCUGUAAAUAUUUCAAACAUGAAAAAUCCACCAUUCCUCUCUGUGUGCCUUUGUAUUACAGUCUUCUGUAAAAACACUGAAACUUAAAACCUGAUUUUUAUAUGAAAACUAGUUAAAUUUCUAGUUAAAUUUUUUAAUUAAGUCCUGUCUUUGAAAAUAGCAAUCGUUAUUGUUAAAUAAUUUUUUGAUUGUAAAAUAUUUGGGGCUCAGUUCGCUAAAUGUAUCCAAAGAAAAGGAUUAUCUUUGCUCCAUUUGUGCUCUUUAAUAAAAAAUAAAGUAUAUUUACUUUUU
Molecule: messenger RNA, 721 nt
Organism: Lates calcarifer (barramundi perch)
Lineage: Eukaryota; Metazoa; Chordata; Actinopteri; Centropomidae
Product: transmembrane protein 14C
Exons: 5
Coding region: 79-402 (107 amino acids)
Biological process (GO): regulation of heme biosynthetic process
Cellular component (GO): mitochondrial membrane
Source: RefSeq, a predicted model, not a curated record